This is a messenger RNA of Xiphias gladius (swordfish), 5263 nucleotides long. RefSeq names its product potassium voltage-gated channel, subfamily H (eag-related), member 3 (gene kcnh3). Gene Ontology annotation, biological process: regulation of membrane potential; potassium ion transmembrane transport. Gene Ontology annotation, cellular component: membrane. Bases 53 to 3649 code for a protein of 1198 amino acids. Gene Ontology annotation, molecular function: voltage-gated potassium channel activity. The record is from RefSeq and is a predicted model, not a curated record. NCBI's taxonomy places the organism in Eukaryota, Metazoa, Chordata, Actinopteri, Istiophoriformes, Xiphiidae. The transcript is spliced from 15 exons.
CAGCGCUGCUCCAGGGCGCCGAGGCCGGAGGACCCAGUCGACCCGGAGCAGGAUGCCGGUGAUGAGAGGGCUGCUGGCCCCACAAAACACCUUCCUGGACACCAUCGCCACCCGCUUCGAUGGCACCCACAGCAACUUUGUUCUGGGAAACGCCCAGGUGCAGUCGCUCUACCCCAUCGUCUACUGCUCCGACGGUUUCUGCGAGCUCACCGGCUACGCCCGCGCCGAGCUCAUGCAGAAGAGCUGCGCGUGUCACUUCCUGUACGGCCCGGAGACGAGCGACCGGCUGACGGCCCAGAUCCAAGGAGCCCUCGAUGAAAGGAAGGAGUUCAAGACCGAGCUGGUCUUUUACAAGAAGGAAGGUACACAGUUCUGGUGUCUUUUGGACAUCGUACCCAUCAAGAAUGAAAAGGGUGAGGUGGUUCUAUUCCUCGUGUCCCAUAAAGACAUCACUGACAAGAAGAAGGACCAGGAUCCUGAGCAAGGACCUGACACGGAUGAGGAGACGGGUCUGGAGGUGCAUCGGGUAGCUCGCCCUGCCGGCUUCAACGCCAACCGGCGCCGCAGCAGAGCUGUGCUCUAUCACCUGUCAGGACACCUGCAGAAACAAGACAAGAGCAAGCUCAAGAUCAACAAUAACAUGUUCGGGGAGAAGCCUCCAAUCCCGGAGUACAAAGUCGCAGCCAUUCAGAAAUCCCGCUUCAUCCUCCUCCACUACGGAACCUUCAAGGCCGGCUGGGAUUGGCUGAUUCUGUUGGCGACCUUCUACGUGGCCGUCACCGUGCCCUACAAUGUUUGUUUCACAGUGGUGGGGGGGCGGGACGAAGGCAGCAGCAGCGCCCCUCGAAGCCCGCCCAGUGUCAGCGACAUCCUCGUGGAGAUCCUGUUCAUUUUAGACAUUGUGCUGAACUUUCGAACCACUUUUGUGAGCACGUCGGGCCAGGUAGUGUACGACGCCCGCUCCAUCUGCGUUCACUACGUCACCACCUGGCUCUUUGUCGAUCUCAUUGCCGCCCUGCCCUUUGACCUGCUGUAUGCUUUCAACGUCAGCGUGUACUUUGGGGUCCACCUGUUGAAGACGGUCCGGCUGCUCCGGCUACUGCGGCUGCUCCAGAAGCUGGAGCGCUACUCCCAGUACAGCGCUGUGGUCCUGACUCUGCUCAUGUCCAUGUUCGCCCUGCUGGCCCACUGGAUGGCCUGUGUCUGGUACUUCAUCGGUCGCAGGGAGAUCGAAAGUCCUGGCUCCUGGGAUAUAGGUUGGCUCCAUGAGCUGGCCAAGCGUCUGGGUACGCCUUACUUCCUGUCCCCCCUGGCGACGCUGGCCCCCUCCACAGUCAGCAGCCUCCCGGCCAACAGCAGCGGCAGCAGCCAGUGGAACGCGUCGGGCCCGGAGGUCGGGGGGCAGGGCUCCUGGAAUUGCAGCGGGGGCGGGAGUUUCGGGGUGCUGUGCGGCGGCCCGUCGAUGCGCAGCAGCUACGUGACGUCGCUCUACUUCGCCCUGAGCAGUCUGACCAGCGUGGGGUUCGGAAACGUGUCAGCCAACACGGACUCGGAGAAGAUCUUCUCCAUCUGCACCAUGCUCAUCGGAGCACUGAUGCAUGCGGUGGUGUUUGGUAACGUGACGGCCAUCAUCCAGAGGAUGUACUCACGCCGCUCGCUCUACCACACCCGCACCAAGGACCUGAAGGACUUCAUCAGGGUCCAUCGGCUGCCCAAGGCCUUGGAGCAGCGCAUGCUGGAGUGUUUCCAGACCACCUGGUCGGUCAACAACGGGAUAGACGUUAGCGAGCUCCUGAAGGACUUCCCAGAUGAGCUGCGGGCUGACAUCGCCAUGCACCUGAACAAGGAGCUGCUGCAGCUGCCCCUGUUCGAGUCGGCCAGCAGGGGCUGCCUGCGCUCCCUCUCCCUCAUCAUUAAGACCUCCUUCUGCGCUCCAGGCGAGUUCCUCAUCCGGCAGGGAGACGCCCUGCAGGCCAUCUACUUCGUCUGCUCUGGGUCCAUGGAGGUCCUGAAAGACAACACAGUGCUGGCCAUACUGGGUAAAGGAGAUCUGAUUGGCUCCGACUCCCUGACAAAGGAGCAGGUGAUCAAGACCAACGCCAACGUCAAGGCCCUGACAUACUGCGACCUGCAGUAUAUCAGCCUGAAGGGACUCCGCGAGGUCCUCCGACUCUACCCCGAAUACGCCCAGAAGUUCAUCAGCGAGAUACAACACGACCUCACGUACAACCUGCGAGAGGGCCACGGGGCUGAUGCGGACUGGGAGAGUAACGGCGGCCUGGUGAAGAAGCUGCCCUCGAUCCGCGAGGACGAGGAGGGCGACGAGGAGCAGAGCUCGGUGUCCCGCGCCCCUCGCUCCCCGCUGCGUCUCAGCAGGGGGCUCAACUCGCCCCUGCGCUCCCCUCUGCUGCCGCCCCGGCCGUUCCGCGCUCCCUCCGAGCACUCGCGCCCCACCACCCUGCAGAUACCGGUGGUCAGCUUCAGCAGCGCGCCGCCGGAGCUCAGCCCCAGAUUCGUGGACGGCAUCGAAACCGAGAGCAACUCCACCUCAUCGCAGAAGUUUGAGUUCAGCCCCGGCCCGUCGCCCGCGCCACCGCCCUCCCCGUCCCCAGGGAGCCGGGAGCACUCCGAGAUCCGGCACAGCGUGUCGAAGUUGACUGAGGAGAUGAACAGUCUCUCAAAACAAGUCUCCAAGCUCAGUCAGGAGCUGCAGGAAAUGACACGCCUGCUCAAGCCCCUCCUCCAAACAGCACCGCAGCCAAUCCUGAUGUCCACGAUGCCAAAUUUAACCCCGCCUCCUAGCAGUGCCGGCCAGCUGUCCACGAGCGCCCGUCUGGCGGCGCCACACCCCGCCACGCCUUGCUCCCUCGAGAGGCCCGACACUCAUUCCCUGUUGGACAGUGGAGACAUAGAGGGCGUGGAUUUGCCAGGAUGCCUUCUCCCAACUCCUCACUCACCAAAAAGGCCUAAUUCGUCUCCCUCUGCGUCGCCACAGCCCCCGUCCAGAUCCCCAGGGGGCAAAAUCAAGGCCCCCGUAGACUCCGACCUUCCCCCGCCCGAGGAUAGUCUUCCCGAGGGAUCCCCAGCCCUGCGAAGCCUCCGCACUUCCUCCAGUUACGGGAUAUUUUUGCCCUCGCCGCAGGACCAGCCUCCCCUGGCCUCUCACACCCCUUCACCUUCUCUCUCCUUCUCCGUGUCUCUCUCGUCCUCACCAACCCUUUCCCCCUGCCAAGGCCCCCACCCGUCCCGACCUGCCAGCUGUUCCAGCAGAGGCCUGCUCCCCCCGCCUCCCUCCCAGGACACGCCUCCUCCCCCAUCCUCCCACUGCUCAGCUCCCCCAUCGCUCACUUCCUCCCCUGGAGGCCAUCGGCUGAGGCCUUCCCCCUCCGUCCCUCUCGCAUCCCCCGCCCUCUCCCUCCAUCCCUCCACCCUCUCCCUGCCCGUGUCUCUAGACUUUGUUACUGCAAGGAGAAGGCAGGGAGAUACCCAGAGUCCAGCUGGGUGUAGGUCGCAGCUGCGCCACGGGCAGGCCGGACCUUUCACUUAUCGCCAGGAGCUGGAGAUGCAGGAGUGGGGACGACAGGUGGAGGAGGGGAGGUCCUCCACAGAGCACAUCAGCUUCAUCGAUGAAGAGGAGCCAGCGUUAUGAAUGGGUUCAAACUGAGCAAAAGUGAGAGAUGAGAAUAACGUAGCAGAGAAUGAAAGAGUUACAGAAAAAGCGGAACGACAGAGUUCAGAUCAGGGAAAGUGGCAGCAGGAUGAUGGGAAGAGAACCGAUGGGAAACAGACAGCUGCUCCAUUUCACACAGAAAUGCUACAAGGAGAGACAGGUAAACAGAAAGACACCUGCGAGGCCGAGACGCAGUGCCAGCUGUCAGCAAGUCAGUGUGAAGGAGUACUUUUCUACACUGGCGAACCACAGAACUACAACAGCACAAGUUGUCUUACAGUAUCAACACUCGCUCCACGCAGCUACUGGGACUCAGGACCAGAGCACAUCCUUUUAACCGGUUCCAUUGAUCUCUGGAGCCUAAUAUAGCUCUUUCCAGCUGGCUGAACAUACAAUCGUUGCUUUUUAGACUCAGUACGGACGUCUCCUCCUCUACUAAGGGCAGGUACAAACACACAUAUCUCAGCGGGACACACGUCUUUACCCGGGCCAGAUAUCCGAGCCACUGCACUGAGACUGGGAAUGUAAGCCCUUGAUUCAGUCCCGGUCACAUCAGAUCAGGUCACCUCACCCGUUGAGCCAGUUUGCUUCGUCCGCGGGAUUAUCGGGAUGCGGUCGUGUGCCUCUGGGCUGGAGGAGAUAAACCGCCCCUUCAGAGUCAUACCCACGCCCAUCACUCGCACAAGGCGCGAAGACGACGCUCAAACUGGUUUCAACUCCCCAUGUUCUGUCCCCGUAAAAGAGGCUUGACGUGCGCAGUCUAGUCACAUCUGGGCUAGUGGUCGGGUUGUGUGCCAAAGACAAAAGCGAGAUUUAUGGAAGAAGUGCAGAGUCACACCAGUAUCAUCGACAACACCAACAUGUCACUGUUUAUCACCAUCAUGACUGUUUACAACCAGCCUAUCAGAUUGUAUAGCAAACUCCCACAUCACUCCUGAGCUUUAGCCAACCAGCCAUUCGUGCCUUCUCCACAUAAAAGACACAGACUUCCCCAAAGUCCUUCACCUGUUAAUUACAGGCAAGCAUUUGGAUCAAAAUUUAGAAUAGAAAGCCAUCGCCACUUGCACCUUUUAUCUAAAAUUGAACUGAACUCAUUUAUUUAUUGGGGCAUGUAUUUAUUUAUUUUUGUUAAUGAAAGCGAUGAGGAAAUAUACUGCACGUCUGGGAGAUCAAACAGAAACAGGCUGGGGAGGAAGGUUUACUAUUUAAACGCAUUAAAUGCAUAACCUUCCCAAUUCUUAUGUAGCACACACACACACACACACACACACACACACACACACACACACACUGCAUCUUGAACAUGCACGUAAUCGUCAUCUUCAUCCACAACCCCCUUUGCCAUCCACCGAGCUUUAUCUUGGUACGCGACAACAGCCAAACCCCGAAAACUACAGUACCCAGGCUGCAUCCCUGCGGAAGUCUCGGGACUUCUGUGCAUUUAGUUUUUAUUUGUUUUGGUGAGGUGCUUUGUGCACCACGGUACUUGUAAUAUAGACAGUCAGAUUUCUGGUCUCUAUUUUCUGUAAGGGGAGCAGGGGAAGGGACGACCUGGACCGUUUACACACUGAAAGCGAACUCCCAUCGAUGUCU